AUGUUAAGCAGAGUGGUCUUCACCUCUGUAACCAUCCUCCUUCAUCUCAUUUCUGCCGCUGCAGACCAGUCCCAGAGUCCUCUGCACGAUGACCCCCUCCGAGUCCCUCAAUCAAAGACACACCGCGUGGCCAUCAUAGGCGCCGGCCCUGGCGGCUCAUCUGCGUCGUUCUACCUCAACCAGUUCUCGCAGUCACUAGACCUGGACGUUGAUCUAGACAUCACCGUCUUCGACGCCAACCCGCGCAUCGGCGGACGAACCACAACCGUCAACGCCCUGGACGACCCUCGCUACCCGACCGAACUGGGCGCCAGCAUUUUCGUCAAGGUCAACCAUAUCCUGUACAAUGCCACGCGGGAUUUCGGGCUGGCCCCGUCCGGCAAGAUCUACGAGGCCACACCGGAGUCACAGUACGAGCUGGGAAUAUGGGACGGGAACCAAUUCGUCUUCAAAACUGCCAGCGAUGAUGACGAUGAUGAUGACACCCGCAGUUCCUGGCGCGGGUGGUGGGACAUAGCGAAGCUAUUGUGGAAAUACGGGCUGAGUCCGAUCCGCACUCAAAGAGCGACAAAGGCCGCGGUGGGCGCAUUCCUCCAGGUCUACGAGGAACCUCUGUUCCCGUUCCGUUCGUUGCAGGAGGCUGUGGACCGCACAGCUCUGGACGCAUACACGGGCGUAUCCGGCAGGGAGGUACUCCAAGAGACGCAUGUCAGCGAGUUAUUCAGCAGAGAGAUCAUCCAGGCCAGCACGCGGGUCAAUUACGCCUCCAAUCUAGGCGGAAUCCACGGUCUGGAGACGUUGGUCUGUAUGGCGAUCGAAGGCGCCAUGGCGGUUGAUGGAGGCAACUGGCAGAUCUUCGACGAGAUGGUGAAAAGAUCGGCCUCGAGGGUUCUUCUGAACACCACGGUCACCGACGUUACACAGGAUCCGGGAAAGAAAUCGUACCGCCUGCAGACCAAUGACCCCGACCUCGAUGCACACUUCAACGCGGACGCCUACGACACCGUCAUCCUCGCCGCACCGUACCAGUUCGCCAACAUCUCAUUCACACCGCCGCUCGUCGAUCCGCCCUCCAAAAUCCCCUAUGUCUCUCUGUACGUGACGCUGUUGACCUCCCCACAUCAACUCUCGCCGGCCUAUUUCGGUCUACAGUCCCAAGCCGACGUACCUUCGUCGAUCCUCACCACUCUGCCCGAAUAUCUGAACGACGAACUCAGUUCCCGUCGCGGCGUUGAUGCCGUCGGCCCGCCAGGCUUCUGGUCAAUCAGCACCUUACGCGUCCUCCAUCCCGACAUAGACGGGCUGAGCUUCUCCGGUCCGAUAUCAAGCAACAGCAACAGCAACAGCACCAACAGCGGACGAAGACCAACCGAGACCGAUACCGAAAGUGACACUAACUCCAAAACAGAUUCCGAGACGCAGUAUCUCUACAAGAUCUUCUCGCCGGCCCCUCUGACCGGAACAUUCGUCUCCUGGAUUCUCGGCUUCCCACAUGCCCCGACAUCCAAGGAGGACCCAGUAUCCACGCUGCCCAAGGAAGACAUCACCUGGCUCUACGAGAAGCACUGGCACAGCUAUCCCUACGAGACCCCUCGACGGACAUUCGACAACUUCACCCUGCACACGAUGUCGUCGCUGAUGAACGGGCCCGAGCCCGAGGCUGAGGGCGAGAACCUAUUCUAUCUAUCCAGCAUGGAGAGCUUCAUCUCCACCAUGGAGACGAGUGCACUUUCUGGAAUGAACGUGGCCAAAUUGAUCAUCGACCAGCUCCAGCUGCAGCAAAGGCAGCCUCAAACCUGA
Messenger RNA from Capronia coronata CBS 617.96, 1800 nucleotides. RefSeq lists its product as uncharacterized. Gene Ontology annotation, molecular function: prenylcysteine oxidase activity. The record is from RefSeq and is a predicted model, not a curated record. The transcript has a single exon. Gene Ontology annotation, biological process: prenylcysteine catabolic process; prenylated protein catabolic process. NCBI's taxonomy places the organism in Eukaryota, Fungi, Ascomycota, Eurotiomycetes, Chaetothyriales, Herpotrichiellaceae. The coding region runs from base 1 to 1800 and encodes 599 amino acids.